Messenger RNA from Liolophura sinensis, 3665 nucleotides. RefSeq names its product LIM and senescent cell antigen-like-containing domain protein 1. Bases 1612 to 2622 code for a protein of 336 amino acids. Gene Ontology annotation, cellular component: focal adhesion; cytoplasm; cell-cell junction. The record is from RefSeq and is a predicted model, not a curated record. The transcript is spliced from 13 exons. Gene Ontology annotation, biological process: positive regulation of integrin-mediated signaling pathway; cell-cell adhesion; positive regulation of substrate adhesion-dependent cell spreading. NCBI's taxonomy places the organism in Eukaryota, Metazoa, Mollusca, Polyplacophora, Chitonida, Chitonidae.
GAAAUAUCUGACAUUUAAAGAUAAGAGGACUGCAGGAUGUGUGUUGGAAAUUUACAGUCCAUUUCCUGAAUCUCUUAAGUACACCCCCUCUUCACUGAAGUUGUGGUUGUCACAUGUACAUGCCUUAAUGUGUAGGAUGCUGAUUUAGGAGGGGCAAUUUAGGAGUGUGUUAAUUCUGUGUACAUGAUGAACUUACAUGCAUUCAGGUUGCGAAGGUUCAUGUACUGUACAAUUUACUAUUGGCCUUGAAAGAGUUGACUGCUGAUGUAGUAGUCUUAAAUAGAUAGCUGAUGUGAUCUGUGGCCAGAGGGUGCAUCUUCAAAGUGUGUAUGACUCUUCUGUGGCUGCAUCUGCUAACUGUGUAGGACUUUUCUGUGGCGACAUCUGCAAACUGUGUAGGACUUUCCUGUAGCUACGUAUGCAAACUGUGUAGGACUUCUCUGUGGCUACAUCUACAAACUGCGUAGGAUUCUUUUGUGGCUACAUUUGCAAACUGUGUAGGGCUUUUCUGUGGCUACAUAUGCAAACUGUGUAGGACUUUUCUGUGGCUACAUCUGCAAGUUGUGUAGGACUUUUCUGUGGCUACAUUUACAGACUUGUAGGACUUUUCUGUGGCUACAUCUACAAACUGUUUUGGGCAUUUCUGUGGCUACAUCUACAGACUGUGUAGGGAUUUUCUGUAGCCGCAUCUGCUAACUGUGUAGGACUUUUCUGGGUGUAUAGGUGUAUAAUUUACAAACCAUAUAGGCUGGAUAAACAAAUUGUGAAUGACUUUUCCAUUCGUACCCUGGUUUGAGAUGCAUUGAUUGACAGUCAGACAUUGUUACCAACUACAUGUAGAUAGAUGUACUUGCUGACUUGUCUUCACAGCAUUUCUCCUGCAUUGAAAGGCACUCUCUAUACUGCAAAGCCAAACGGAUGUACCUGUGCUUAAUAACCAGGGUAUACCAGAUACCCUGUAGGAUGCUCAUUGUGCAUUGAAGUACUUUAAUAAUUGUUUAGUUUGUACUUGUAUCAUUUUGUCUGCAAAUUUUGAGAACUUCCAUCUUACUCUGACAUACAGAUGUACUGCAGUAUUGUUUGUGUAUACAGCUAGGACCUGAAGCCACACUUUUUGUUGGUCACUGGCUGAUUGUGACAUUUGUGUCCAAGUGUCGCAUUUUGUAUGAGUUGUCAGAAGUUGUCAUCUUGUUCUGAAAUACAGAUGUACUACAGAAUUGCACAUGUAUACAGCUAGGACCUGAAGCCACAUUUCUUUUUGGUCAACAGCUGAUGGUGACAUUUGUGUCAAAGUGUCAGUGUGGUACAUGUAUGUCUAGGGGCGUGUAAACAUUGGGAUGCUGCUGUGACUGACUAGACCACAGGUUUGCUGCUGUGACUGACUAGACCACAGGUUUGCGUGAAUAUCAGACCUAUUCUGUGCUUACAUGCAAUCACAUUUUUGCCAUCUGGUAUGAAGGAAGAGGACAGUUCCUAUAGUUGAGUUCCGUGGUGUAGAGCUAACUUUAGUUGAUGUAUUGAGGAGUGGCAUUAGAAUACUCAACACGCCUUUUCUCAGUGUUUUGAUUUAAAUCUUUGUGAGAAAUUGUUUGUGUUUAUGAUUUGUCCAUCAUGAUGGAGCAAGGCUUAAAGGCCUCUUAUGGCACCACAAUGUCUUUGGGCGGGGCAGCGUGCACUCGCUGCGGAGAGGGUUUCGGCAUCCACGAGCAGAUCGUCAACUCUAACGGAGAAGUCUGGCACACCCAGUGCUUUGUGUGUGCCCAGUGUUUUCAGUCAUUUCCUGAAGGAGUUUUCUAUGAGUUUGAAGGCAGAAAGUACUGUGAGCAUGACUUUCAUGUUCUGUUUGCACCCUGCUGUGGCAAGUGUGGAGAGUUCGUGAUUGGCCGAGUCAUCAAAGCCAUGAACAACAGCUGGCACCCGGACUGUUUCCGCUGUGAACUGUGCGUGGGACCUCUGGCUGAUGCUGGCUUUGUCAAAAAUGCUGGCAGAGCUCUUUGUCGAGAAUGCAAUGCCAAGGAGAAAGCAAAGGGCACCGGAAAAUAUGUCUGCCACAAGUGUCAUUCUAUCAUUGAGGAAGGUCACAUCAAGUUCAAGGGGGAAGCGUAUCACCCUUACCACUUUAACUGUACCUCAUGUGGGAGUGAGCUGAAUGCAGAUGCAAGGGAGAAAGGGGGAGAACUCUACUGCCUACGUUGUCAUGACAAGAUGGGAAUACCUAUUUGUGGAGCAUGUCGUCGGCCUAUUGAGGAGCGUGUUGUUCAUGCUUUAGGAAAGACCUGGCAUGUAGAGCAUUUUGUCUGUGCUAAAUGUGAGAAACCGUUUCUGGGAACCCGGCAUUAUGAGAAGAAAGGUCUGGCCUACUGUGAGAUUCAUUACCAUCAGCUGUUCGGUAACAUAUGCUUUGUGUGUAACACUGUCAUUGGUGGAGAUGUAUUUAGUGCCUUCAACAAAGCCUGGUGUACACACCACUUCUCCUGUUAUAUCUGUGACAGAAAAAUGGGACAAAAGACAAAAUUUUUCGAAUUUGAUCUGAAACCAGUGUGUAAAUUAUGCUACGAGCGUUUCCCUGGUGAGCUGAAAAAGAGGCUGAAGAAGGCUUAUGAAGAACAGAACAAGAAAUAGGCUAACCCACUUUAGCCCCGAAUGCCAGGCUGUUUAAUGAUACAUCAGUCGUGGCUGUCUAGGACCUAGUCUUAAAAGGCUUAUGAAAAACAGAACAAGAAAUAGGCUAACCCACUUUAGCCCUGAAUACAAGGCUGUUUAAUGAUACAUCAGUCAUGGCUGUCUAGGACCUAGUCUUAACAUGGUUAACAUACAACUGUCCACAUAUUUAUUGUUGUUGUCAUUAACAUUUGUGUAGCCACAAAUGUAUUGUCCGUGCCCACUGGUGUUCAGUCCUGAGGGUAUAUUUCGCUAAACUAAAUGUCUUCCCUCUGUUGUUGUUGUUUUUUUAUUUUGGACCAUUUUGAUAUUCGUUUCUUAGGUGAAUGUGUACCUCAGCAACUGUUAUUGUCUCAUGGUUCACUCCAAUUUUUGUUCUCUUUAUAUGGACUGAAACUCAUGCCAUUCCUUUCGCAGAGGUCCAGUUUCAAAAAUGGUUAACAGCAGUCCCUCUUUUAAGCAGAACAUCCCUUCAUACCCAUUAGCGGCUCUAAUGAUAAUUUGUUUUCAGUCUGUAAGGAAUAGUGCUUAAAAAGCCUUACUAUUGUUAUAAUUGUGAUUGAUUCUCAUCAUUUAUAGGAUUUUCAAAAUUAUGCAGAAUUCUGUGUGGAGCUUUGUUGCCUUAAAAGCAAUUGUAACUACACAUGGAGGCCUAAAGGUUAAAUUCCUUUGAAAUAAAGAAAAGGAAUUUGUCAACCAUUUCCGCCAUAGGACAUUUUGUAAUGCAGACAAGACCUUCAGCCUUUAUGCCAAUAGCCUUAAGGCUUCAGCCAAUAUGCAUUGAUAUUUAUGGCCUCAAGCCUUUACGCCAUUAUGCCUUAAUGUACAUGUACAUGUAUAACAUGUUAGUAGAUGGCUUACUUGGGGCCUAUCUCUCCAAAACCAAAGAGGAAAGGCCAUUUUUAUGGUUUGAUCAUGCUGCCAAACUUAAUAUUAUUUUUUUUUUUUCAAUUACUGAAUGUUCAUGUAAAUGGUACAUGUAGUUCAAGUGAGAAGGUUAUGUU